Messenger RNA from Aureobasidium pullulans EXF-150, 1313 nucleotides. RefSeq names its product 3-oxoacyl-reductase. Bases 380 to 1300 code for a protein of 306 amino acids. Gene Ontology annotation, molecular function: oxidoreductase activity, acting on the CH-OH group of donors, NAD or NADP as acceptor. Lineage: Eukaryota; Fungi; Ascomycota; Dothideomycetes; Dothideales; Saccotheciaceae. The record is from RefSeq and is a predicted model, not a curated record. The transcript is spliced from 3 exons.
CAUCUGCCUCAUCUCUCUCGUCUUUCGGACAAACACACCACGAGCUAUGAGAUUCCGGAUCAUCGUCUUCCUCCCGCAACCCCGGAUGACUGCUAUUGCUGGCCAAGAUGCGGGGCAUGCAUCUCUCCUCCUUCAGCUCACCAGAUCGCUAUUCCGAAUGAAAUCAUUCCGUUCAUGUGAAUCCUCAACUGCCUCUUGGAGAGGGGUCACCUAGCUGUGCCCUGCUUGUCUUUCCGUAACCCCGUCUCUCACAUAACUGUCCGGUCUUGCCUUUCCUCGCUUUCCUACUCUUCUCUACUUCUUCGCCAGCUCUCAGACCUCCAAUUCCCUGUAGCUUCUACUCGUUGAACAGCUUCAUCCCAUAAGCCCAUAGCUUAUCAUGGUCGCACGAAUCGCCUCUAGAGCAGCCUGGCAAGCUGUAAACUCCGCUAGGACGUCCCUCAUUACCUCUCAGGCCAGGACCUUUGCAAGCACCCUCCAAAGAGAGGACAAGAGGACAGCCAUUGUCACUGGUGCGAGUCGUGGAAUCGGCAAGGCGAUCGCUCUCCGUUUGGCCCAGGACGGCUACAAUCUAUGCAUCAACGAUGUCGAAGCCAAUAGGCAAGGCAUUGAUGAGGUCGUCUCCCAGGUCAAGUCAGCAGGCGUCAAUGCUGUCGGAGCUGUCGGCGAUGUCUCAGACCUCUCGCAAGUGGAGGCUGUAAUUCAAAAGAGUGUCAAAGAGCUUGGCCCGUUGAACACAAUGAUUGCCAAUGCAGGAAUUGCUCAAGUCAAGCCGUUGCUGGACCUCACGACCGAAGAUUUCGAACGCAUGUUCCGAAUCAAUGUAUUUGGCGUACAGAACUGCUACAGCGCUGCAGCACGACAGAUGAUCUCACAGGGUAAUGGCACUGCAGAGGCGCCUUGCAAGAUGUUGGCUGCUGCAUCGAUUGUAGCCUUCAAGCCAUUCGCACUCCUCUCGCACUACUCGGCGUCCAAGUGGGCAGUCCGAGGACUCACACAGGCUUAUGCAAUGGAAAUGGCCGAACAUCAUAUUACCGUCAAUGCGUAUGCACCUGGCAUUGUCGGCACAGCCAUGUGGGAUCUGAUCGACGAGGAGCUCGGCAAGAAACGUGGCAAUGAUCUGGGCCAAGUCAUCAAGAAGGGUGAAACGAUCAAGAAAUAUACAGAUGAGUUGAUUGCUCUUGGUCGUGUGUCUGUGCCAGAGGACGUAGCCAAACUGGUCUCCUUCCUUGCUGGCCCCGACAGUAACUACAUUACCGGGCAAACGCAAGUUGUUGACGGAGGUAUUAUUUUUACAUAGUUGUAUAUCAGAU